AUGUCGCCCUCCGUCGAUCCCAUCCCCGCCGCCCUUAUGCUCCGCAGCAAAUUCCCCGCUCCGACCCAUCCCGACCGUCUCCACGUAAAACGCAGCGCCAAAGCCUUUGGCAGCGGUGCAGAGUCCCUUGUUGAUCUGCCGGCCGGUGCGCUUUUUGCCAAAAUCACGGGCACCACGCCCGGCAAGAAGGCCUAUACCAGUGUGCAGACGGGACGCGACUCACACAUCGAGCUGAAUUCUGACUUGGUUUACUGCAAUCAUUCAUGUGCGCCGAGCGUGGUUUUUGACAUGGCCCGCAUGGAAGUGCGCGUGGUCGAUGAUAAGCCGUUAAAGAAAGGCGAUGCCCUCACUUUCUUCUAUCCCAGUACGGAGUGGGACAUGGAUCAGGCAUUCACAUGCUCCUGUGGGGCCGAGGAGUGCAAAGGCUGGAUCUCGGGCGCCAAGACGAUGCCUUUGGAGGCACUUGAGGGUUAUUGGCUCAAUGGACACAUCGCUGAGUUACUAAAUGAGCGCAAGUGA
This is a messenger RNA of Penicillium maclennaniae, 519 nucleotides long. RefSeq lists its product as uncharacterized. Lineage: Eukaryota; Fungi; Ascomycota; Eurotiomycetes; Eurotiales; Aspergillaceae. The coding region runs from base 1 to 519 and encodes 172 amino acids. The transcript has 2 exons. The record is from RefSeq and is a predicted model, not a curated record.